Haliaeetus leucocephalus (bald eagle) is the source of this 1611-nucleotide messenger RNA. It is a transcript of the gene PDK2, whose product is annotated as pyruvate dehydrogenase kinase, isozyme 2. Gene Ontology annotation, molecular function: pyruvate dehydrogenase (acetyl-transferring) kinase activity. The coding region runs from base 70 to 1050 and encodes 326 amino acids. Gene Ontology annotation, cellular component: mitochondrion. The transcript is spliced from 10 exons. NCBI's taxonomy places the organism in Eukaryota, Metazoa, Chordata, Aves, Accipitriformes, Accipitridae. The record is from RefSeq and is a predicted model, not a curated record. Gene Ontology annotation, biological process: regulation of glucose metabolic process; protein phosphorylation.
AGCAAUGCCUGCGAGAAGACCUCCUUCGCCUUCCUGCGGCAGGAGCUGCCCGUCCGCCUCUCCAACAUCAUGAAGGAGAUCAACCUCCUGCCGGACCGCGUCCUGCGCACCCCGUCCGUCCAGCUGGUGCAGAGCUGGUACGUCCAGAGCCUGCUGGACAUCAUGGAGUUCCUCGACAGGGACCCCGAGGACCAGGCCACCCUGGGACAAUUCACAGACGCCCUGGUCACCAUCCGCAACCGGCACAACGACGUGGUGCCCACCAUGGCACAGGGGGUCAUCGAGUACAAGGAGGCGUACGGGGACGACCCCGUCUCCAACCAGAACAUCCAGUACUUCCUCGACCGCUUCUACCUGAGCCGCAUCUCGAUCCGCAUGCUCAUCAACCAGCACAGUGAGCGCCCCCGGCGGUCUCCCGCCCCCCCCCCGCCAAACGCCUACAACAUGGCCAAGCUCCUGUGUGACAAGUACUACAUGUCCUCGCCUGACCUGGAGAUCGAGGAGGUGAACGCGAGCAACUCCCAGCAGCCCAUCAGCAUCGUCUACGUCCCCUCGCAUCUCUACCACAUGCUCUUCGAGCUCUUCAAGAACGCCAUGCGAGCCACGGUGGAGAGCCACGAGAACAGCCCGCGGCUGCCGGCCAUCAAGGUGAUGGUGGCCCUGGGCCAGGAGGACCUCUCCAUCAAGAUGAGUGACCGCGGCAUGGGCGUCCCCCUGCGGAAAAUCGAGCGUCUGUUCAGCUACAUGUACUCCACCGCUCCCACCCCGCAGCUGGGCACCGGGGGGGCUCCCCUGGCUGGCUUUGGCUACGGCUUGCCCAUCUCCCGCCUCUACGCCAAGUACUUCCAGGGGGACCUGCAGCUCUUCUCCAUGGAGGGCUUCGGCACCGACGCCGUCAUCUACCUAAAGGCCCUGUCCACGGACUCGGUGGAGCGAUUGCCCGUCUACAACAAGUCGGCAUGGAGGCACUACCAGGCUAGCCAGGAGGCGGGGGACUGGUGCGUCCCCAGUACCGAGCCCAAGAACACCUCCACCUACCGUGUCCCCUAGGAUGACCCCCCCCAGGGAGCUCACUGCCCCCCCCCAGGGUGUAAAUAGCCCCUCGCCCCGGCUGCCGGGGUCCCCCCGGGUGUCCCCCCAUCACCUUGGGGUGGUGUUUUAUGCCGGCGUGGUUGUUUUAGUGUCCCGGUUCUGCCUCCCGCCAGCGGCUGUUAGGGCUCACCGGGAAGCGUGUGAAAAGUGGGGUGGGGGGGUCCCAGUACCCCCCCUUGCCUUAGUGGCACUUAGGUACGUAGCUGGGGGUGGCGUUGGAGCAGCGUGGAUGGGGUAGAGCCCCUGUUGCCCCCCACCACCACCUUGGCACCCACCCCAGGGUGGUAUACCCCAGGGGCAGUGAGGGACUGAUCCUUUCCCAGUAUGACCAGUAGCACUUCCCUGCCCCUCCAGCCCUGACAGGGUGGGGGGACCGGGCCUGAACCCCCCCCCCUCUCUGCCUCAGUUCCCUGCACCGUCCCUGGUAUUGCACUACUGAGCUGUUCUCACCCAUGUGUGCCCCCCACCCCAGGGUGGGUUCCCCACACAAUCUGUGACCUGCUUGGGAACCUACCCCUG